AUGGAGGAGCUGAGCGCGGAUGAGAUUCGUCGAAGGCGCCUUGCUCGGCUGGCAGGUGGACCAUCUUCCCAGCCUACCACACCACUGACGUCACCGCAGAGAGAGACCCCACCUGGACCACCUGUCGUAGCACCAGCCCCGGGGCCAUCCCAUAGUCUAGGCCUAAAUGUCCAUAGCAUGACCCCAGCUACCUCUCCAAUCGGUGCAUCAGGAGUAGCCCACCGAAGCCAGAGCAGCGAAGGAGUGAGUUCACUCAGCAGUUCUCCAUCUAACAGCCUUGAAACACAAUCUCAGUCUCUCUCUCGGUCUCAGAGCAUGGAUAUUGAUAGUGUCUCCUGUGAGAAAAGUAUGUCCCAGGUAGAUGUGGAUUCAGGAAUUGAAAACAUGGAGGUCGAUGAAAAUGAUCGCAGAGAGAAAAGGAGCCUGACGGAUAAGGAACCUCUGUCUGGGUCUGAAGUAUCUGAGGAGCAAGCUCUACAGCUGGUCUGUAAGAUCUUCAGAGUCUCUUGGAAGGACCGAGACAGAGAUGUUAUCUUUCUGAAUUCACUCUCUGCCCAGUUUAAGCAGAACCCAAAGGAAGUGUUUUCAGAUUUCAAGGACUUGAUCGGGCAGAUUUUGAUGGAAGUGCUGAUGAUGUCCACGCAGUCAAGGGAUGAAAACCCAUUUGCCAGCCUGACAGCUACAUCACAACCGAUUGCUGCAGCUGCCCGCUCUCCUGACAGAAGCCUGAUUUUAAACAUGGGCUCUAACCCAGGAAGCAGCCCUAUGUUCUGUAAUGUGGGCUCCUUUGGUUCCAGUUCGUUAUCCAGUCUCUAUGGGACUAGUCCAGCUCCUACUACCAAUUUCACAAGCUAUGUACCAAUGACUGGUUCAUCUCUUACCCCACCAGCCAGUUCAGUUGCCACUACAUCUGUGCCUUCCAUUACUGUCAGCUCUCACCUCACAGCAACAAGCCCUUCUUGGAUGCAGCCUUCCUCUCCGAGGUACCGACCAUACACUGUUGCCCAUUCUGGAGGCUUUUCAGCUUCUUCCAUCCCGCGUUCCUUGAAUAUUUCCAUCCCAUCUAGUUCAACAAGUCCUCCAGCUGUGGCUGCUAGCCCUCCAGCCAUGCCACUCAUCACAUCCAGACAGAGACCCACAACAAUGGGUCCACCUUUGUUUACUGCUUCACCCAGUACCUUGCGCAGGCGUUCUCCUUUACUGAACAGGAUUCCUUCUAGUAUGGGAGGCUCUGGCAGCUCAAGUGUUUCCGAUUCCUGCAGUGACCACUUCACCAUUGAAAAUUGUAAGGAGACAGAGAUGCUGAACUACCUCAUUGAGUGUUUUGACAGAGUUGGAAUAGAGGAGAGAAAAGCACCAAAGAUGUGUAGCCAGCCAACAGUUAGCCAGUUACUGAGCAACAUCCGAUCACAGUGCAUUUCACAUGCUGCUUUGGUGCUACAGGGAUCCUUAACACAACCAAGGUCGUUGCAGCAGCAGUCUUUGCUGGUACCAUAUAUGCUAUGUAGGAAUCUCCCAUUCGGCUUCAUCCAAGAAUUGGUGAGAACAACUUAUCAGGAUGAAGAGGUGUUCAAACAGAUCUUUAUUCCCAUCUUACAAGGCCUGGCUGUAGCUUCCAAAGAGUGCUCCCUUGAUAGUGACAAUUUUAAAUACCCCCUUAUGGCACUAUGUGAACUUUGUGAAAUCAAAUUUGGGAAAACACACCCUAUGUGCAGUUUGGUUGUCUCUUUGCCCUUGUGGUUGCCUAAAUCUUUAAGCACAGGUGCAGGAAGAGAGCUGCAAAGACUUUCCUAUCUUGGAGCCUUCUUCAGUCUCUCUGUCUUUGCUGAAGAUGAUAACAAAGUAGUUGAAAAGUACUUCUCAGGGCCUGCCAUUACUCUUGAAAACACCCGGGUUGUUAGCCAGUCUUUGCAACAUUACCUGGAAUUAGCAAGGCAAGAGCUGUUCAAGAUUCUACAUAGUAUUUUACUGAACGGUGAAACUCGAGAAGCAGCCCUCAAUUACAUGGCAGCUAUUGUCAAUGCCAACAUGAAAAAGGCACAAAUGCAGGCAGAUGAUCGUUUGGUAUCUACAGAUGGCUUUAUGCUCAACUUCUUAUGGGUACUACAGCAACUAAGUACGAAGAUAAAGCUGGAAACAGUUGAUCCCAUGUACGUAUUUCAUCCCAGAUGUCGUAUUGACCUCCCAACAGAUGAGACAAGAGUGAAAGCAACAAUGGAAGAUGUCACAGCCUGGAUUGCUGAACUUCACAGGGAUCCGUCUCCAUUUUCUGAGCCGAAAUUCCCAACAGAAUGUUUCUUCCUAACCCUGCAUGCCCAUCAUCUCUCAAUCCUGCCAAGCUGCCGUCGGUACAUACGUAGACUGCGGGCCAUCAGGGAACUCAACAGGACUGUUGAAGAUUUGAAAAACAACGAAAGUCAGUGGAAGGAUUCUCCUCUGGCUACCAGGCAUCGAGAAAUGCUGAAACGUUGCAAGACACAGCUUAAGAAACUGGUGAGGUGCAAGGCUUGUGCAGAUGCUGGUUUGCUGGAUGAAAACUUUCUCAGGAGAUGUCUGAAUUUCUAUGGCAUGGUGAUUCAGCUGAUGCUUCGCAUUCUUGCCCCUGCCUAUCCCAACAUAGAAUUGCCUUUAACUCCUGAUGUUCCGAAGGUAUUUGCAGCAUUGCCAGAGUUUUACGUGGAAGAUGUUGCUGAAUUUUUAUUUUUUAUUGUACAAUAUGCUCCUCAGGUGCUUUAUGAGCCCUGUACUCAGGACAUAGUCAUGUUCCUUGUUGUGAUGCUGUGCAACCAGAACUACAUCCGAAAUCCUUACUUAGUAGCCAAGCUGGUGGAAGUGAUGUUCAUGACAAAUCCAGCUGUUCAGCCCCGGACACAAAAGUUCUUUGAAAUGAUUGAAAAUCAUCCUCUCUCCACUAAAUUGUUAGUCCCCUCCUUGAUGAAGUUUUACACAGAUGUUGAACAUACUGGAGCCACUAGCGAAUUCUAUGACAAGUUUACGAUCCGCUACCACAUCAGCACCAUUUUCAAAAGCCUCUGGCAGAACAUAGCUCACCAUGGUACCUUUAUGGAAGAGUUCAACUCUGGGAAGCAGUUUGUUCGCUACAUCAACAUGCUGAUAAAUGACACAACUUUCUUGCUGGAUGAGAGUCUGGAGUCACUAAAACGUAUCCAUGAAGUGCAAGAGGAGAUGAAGAAUAAAGAACAAUGGGACCUGCUGCCCAGGGAUCAGCAACAGGCUCGGCAGUCGCAGCUAGCUCAGGAUGAGCGUGUGUCUCGUUCGUAUCUUGCCCUGGCAACAGAAACUGUUGAUAUGUUCCAUAUCCUUACCAAGCAGGUUCAAAAGCCUUUUCUCAGACCUGAACUUGGACCACGAUUGGCUGCUAUGUUGAACUUUAACUUACAGCAACUGUGUGGCCCCAAGUGCCGUGACCUAAAAGUCGAAAACCCUGAGAAAUAUGGGUUUGAACCAAAGAAGCUGUUGGACCAACUGACUGACAUUUAUCUGCAGCUAGAUUGUGCUCGCUUUGCUAAAGCAAUUGCUGAUGAUCAGAGGUCCUACAGUAAAGAGCUCUUUGAGGAGGUUAUCUCAAAGAUGAGAAAGGCUGGAAUCAAGUCAACCAUAGCAAUAGAGAAAUUCAAACUGCUGGCAGAGAAAGUGGAGGAAAUUGUUGCCAAGAAUGCCCGUGCAGAAAUUGAUUACAGUGAUGCUCCAGAUGAAUUCAGAGAUCCCCUUAUGGACACUCUGAUGACUGAUCCUGUGAGGUUGCCAUCCGGAACCAUUAUGGACAGGUCGAUCAUCCUGAGGCAUCUGUUGAACUCUUCCACUGAUCCUUUCAAUCGUCAGACGCUGACAGAAAAUAUGCUGGAACCAGUGCCAGAACUUAAAGAGCAAAUCCAAGCCUGGAUGAGAGACAAGCAGAAUGCUGACCAUUAAAAAUUCCCUUGCAGUGCACGCCAACACCAAUGGGAAGAGCAGGGCGUGGGCUGUUCUGGGAAUAGUGGAGCAGACACACUUGAAAGCUAUUGAUGGGAUUAGCACGCCCACUGGCACUGCCUUGCAGUAGUGACCAGAAGCAUGUGGACAAGGAGAAAAGCGGCUUAAUUCUUGUACAUAUAUUUAAGUGAUAACGAUGGUCAAUAACAUGGAGGACAAGCUAGGAAGUUGCUUAUGUUACAAAACUGUCCUUCAGUAUGUCACAUUUUGGAGUUUUUACAGCUGAAUUAUUUUAGCAAAGAUGAAUGGAUCAGGGCAGCAUCCCUUCAACCUUAUUUUUUACAGCCAGAUAUCCGUUAAUUUGAUUGUGGUUAGAACCUUGGACAUUUUGCUGCUAAAGUAACUUUUUCCUCCUUCCCUCCCUUCUUCCUCUUCCACCCAUCAAACCUGCACUGCUGUCUUUUUUUUUUUUCUUUUGUAUUGCAAAAAAAAUCCCUGUGAAAAUCAGAAUCAUUCCCCUGCCCUCAAGAGAACAUAUUCUGUGCGAUAACUGUGCCUGCAACAAAGUGUUAAUCUUGGGAUCGUAUUUUUAUAUUACACACACUUGCAUAUUUGGUUUUUAAUUCGUCAUAGGAAUAUUUCAAAAAAGCGAAGAUUUCACACAUGGAUUUUAAUUUCCAUUCUUUGAAACGUCCCUUUUCUUUAUGUUUAUCUAGAUGCUCUGGUAUUUUUGAAAAGC
Leptosomus discolor (cuckoo roller) is the source of this 4672-nucleotide messenger RNA. It is a transcript of the gene UBE4B, whose product is annotated as ubiquitination factor E4B. Lineage: Eukaryota; Metazoa; Chordata; Aves; Leptosomiformes; Leptosomidae. Gene Ontology annotation, molecular function: ubiquitin-ubiquitin ligase activity. Gene Ontology annotation, biological process: ERAD pathway; ubiquitin-dependent protein catabolic process; protein polyubiquitination. Gene Ontology annotation, cellular component: cytoplasm; ubiquitin ligase complex; nucleus. The record is from RefSeq and is a predicted model, not a curated record.